This is a messenger RNA of Aspergillus uvarum CBS 121591, 1141 nucleotides long. RefSeq names its product Ran GTPase-binding protein MOG1 (gene mog1). Gene Ontology annotation, cellular component: nucleus. The transcript has 2 exons. Bases 160 to 885 code for a protein of 241 amino acids. The record is from RefSeq and is a predicted model, not a curated record. Lineage: Eukaryota; Fungi; Ascomycota; Eurotiomycetes; Eurotiales; Aspergillaceae. Gene Ontology annotation, molecular function: guanyl-nucleotide exchange factor activity; small GTPase binding. Gene Ontology annotation, biological process: protein import into nucleus.
CUUUCCACAAGACAUCUAAUCUACACUACACUACACUACACAUAAAUACUUCAAUCUACCCAGACACCCCACCAUCUACUCACGCUCACAAUCACACAACAACCAAAUCCCUACCUUUCCACCACACCACCACCCCCCCAAUCCUCCCCCGAAAGAACCAUGCCAACCUACACCCCCCAACCCCUCUACGGAGGCGCCAUACAAGGCAUCAUCCCCCAAGGCUGGAUCGACGCGAGCACCCUCCGCGAAAUCCCGGACCACCAAGAACUCUACCUCUCCCCGACCACCCUCUCCUCCCUAAUCAUCGAGCUCAACCAGCCCGUCCCCAACCCCGUCGCCCAAGCCACCCUGCACGCCCACCCGCUCCUCCUCUCCGGAACCAGCACCCAAGGUGGCAAUGCCCCCGACCAAGAAACCCUCAACCGCGCCGCCGCCCUCCACCACCUCCUCGACAUCUGCGAUCCCGCUGAUACGCUGGCGAUCAUCCAGCCUCCCACACGGGUUGCACUCGACAAGUUUGCCGGGGAUGUGGCUGCUUAUGCUGGGCGGGUGGGUUUUACUUCCCCGCUAGGGGGCGGGAGGGGUUCACUGCAACAACAACGCCCACAACAGCAGAGGGUGGUAGCGGGAGCACCAGGGGCAGCGGGGGCUGGGGCUGGGUCGAGUGCGGAACAGGCAGGCACAACGACAACGCAGUGCUGGUUCUUGUUGGUGCGGUUGGUGGAGCAGGAGACUGAUCUGUUGGUGUUGGUCAAUGUUCCGGAGAAGGAGUUUCUGGAGAGGGGGGAUGCCGAGGGGUUGAGGAGGGAAAUUGAGGUGGGCGAGGGGGUGGUGGCCGAGUUGGUGCGCGGGUUGAAGAUUGUGGAGUGGGGGCUUUUUGCUUGAUUUCUUUCUUGUCGCAGUAUGGAGGGGAGGAGAGAAGGUCGGGGGUAGUGGAUAGGGAUGGAAAUUGGAUACUGGAUAUUAUGGGAAUCGGGAUGAGUGGAAUACACUGGAUGCUUGGACUGGGGAUGGGAUUGAAGGACGAUGGUCAGAAGCAUCAUGUUAUGCAUAUAAAUAGUUAGCGGCGCGAUUGUCGCGUGUAUAGAUAGAUAGAUACCUAGGUUAGUUAUGAAUUGAAUCAAUCAGACACUUGAACAUU